AUGACCACAGCGUUAUGGGGUAACAGUGGGGCGAUGUGUGUCACUUCUGAGGAAGCCCCAUUUUCCCAGAAAGCUACCGAUGGGUCCCUGCGAAGCGAGGACUGGGCUCUCAACAUGGAAAUCUGCGACAUCAUUAACGAGACUGAAGAAGGGCCCAAAGAUGCCUUCCGGGCCAUUAAGAAGAGAAUUGUAGGGAAUAAAAACUUCCAUGAAGUUAUGCUGGCUUUGACGGUCCUGGAGACAUGUGUCAAAAACUGCGGCCAUCGCUUCCACGUCCUUGUAUCCAGCCAGGACUUUGUAGAAGGAGUCCUGGUGAGAACAAUCCUGCCGAAGAACAAUCCACCUGCCAUAGUACAUGACAAGGUGCUGACCCUCAUCCAGUCCUGGGCGGAUGCCUUCCGCAGCUCACCGGACUUGACUGGUGUCGUUGCUGUCUAUGAAGACCUGAGACGGAAGGGCCUGGAGUUCCCCAUGACUGAUCUGGACAUGCUGUCACCCAUCCACACGCCACAGAGGACUGUGUAUAGCUCCAACUCCCAAUCUGGACAGAACUCACCUGCAGUCAACUCCCCUCAGCAGAUAGAGUCCAUCCUCCACCCUGUCACCCUGCCCACCGGGAGGGGCACAUCCAGCGACGUGCCCAUCACACCCACACCAGAGCAGAUUGAGAAGCUGCGCAGUGAGCUGGAAGUGGUGAAUGGGAACAUGAAGGUCAUGUCGGAGAUGUUGACAGAGCUGGUGCCGUCCCAGGCCGAGCCUUCUGACCUGGAGCUGCUGCAAGAGCUGAAUCGGACAUGCAGAGCCAUGCAACAGCGUGUGCUGGAGCUGAUUCCCCGUGUCCUCCAUGAGCAACUCACUGAGGAGCUGCUCCUCAUCAAUGACAACCUCAACAACGUGUUUCUGCGCCAUGAAAG
Molecule: messenger RNA, 914 nt
Organism: Tauraco erythrolophus (red-crested turaco)
Lineage: Eukaryota; Metazoa; Chordata; Aves; Musophagiformes; Musophagidae
Source: RefSeq, a predicted model, not a curated record